AUGUGCUCCCUGCCUUUUGAGGAUAUUUGUUAUCCUCAAACUUUAAGGUUCUCUUUGUUGGGUCAGGACUGUAGCUCAGUUGAUAGAAUACUUGCUGAACAGGUGUGCACCACCAGCCCAGUUGAGUUUUUAACAGGGGCUAUCCAGCAGCUGGGUGGACUAUGUAACAUGUGGUUUUCUAAGCAAAGAAGUUACAUUGUGUCCAGCCACAGAGAAGCAAAAGCACAGAGUGGUGGGACAAGCCCCAGAGGAUGCCCCAUCCCCGGCCCCAGCAAGGUCAGAAUGAAAGCAUUCUCUGUGGACAAGCCAAAAGGCAGCCACAUCAGGACUCCACAGAAGCCUGUAGACUUGAUAAGAAUCUUCAAAAGAAAGGAGCUCCUACAGAAAGCCAUCAGAAACCAGGGGAGCAGCAGUGGAGGUGGCAGUGGGAGCAGCAGCCUCCUGACCAACGCCCGCUCCUGAGUGAAGGUCCUGCAUGUGGAUGACAUGAUGAUACAUGUGCAGCAGCUGUCCCUCAGUUCUCUGCAUAGAAGGAAACAAGAAUGGAAGCCCAGACCAGAGGGAACACAUCCAGGAACAGAGUCAAGAACAUGGAAAGUGGCCAGACUAAAGACACCAUUCCUCAAAGUCAAAGAUGUGAGCUGGAAGUUUCGUCCUUGCCACCAUCAGUUUAAAUCCUUUCCUGAAACUUAUCUGGGACCCAGAGAUGUAAGUCCCUUUGAGGCCCCAAAACUCCUGGGCAGCUCACACCAUACCAGAGAACACAAGGACCCAGAGCCAGGCCUGCAGUCUGCUUCACACACCAUGCCAGGCAGGAAGAAGGGGUACUAUGAGUGCUGUCAAGAGGCCUUUGCAGAGAUUCAUGUGCAUCUUCAGAGUUCCCAGCACCAGAGCUUUGCCCUAGAAGACCACCCGAAUGCUGAAGUCGAUUGGAUCAUUGUCUAGCUCAGCCAUAACUUUGCAGCCAUCCCCUCUUAG
Nannospalax galili (Upper Galilee mountains blind mole rat) is the source of this 978-nucleotide messenger RNA. It is a transcript of the gene Dbf4b, whose product is annotated as DBF4 zinc finger B. Gene Ontology annotation, biological process: positive regulation of nuclear cell cycle DNA replication; regulation of cell cycle phase transition. Gene Ontology annotation, cellular component: Dbf4-dependent protein kinase complex; nucleus. The record is from RefSeq and is a predicted model, not a curated record. Lineage: Eukaryota; Metazoa; Chordata; Mammalia; Rodentia; Spalacidae. Gene Ontology annotation, molecular function: zinc ion binding; nucleic acid binding; protein serine/threonine kinase activator activity.